AUGGCGGCAGUUGGUAUUGAAACUGCGACAGGUUUACAACAACUUUUCAAAGACAUUUCUCCAAAAUUUAAACCUGUAGAGUCAGAAAGUAUUGUGAAAACUUUAAAAAAGAAUUAUGGAGGGAAAUUUGAUCUGCUGGAUAAUCACGAUCUGAUGGAAUGUUUUCAACUUCUUGAAAAGCAUGGCUAUGUAUCUGACAACAAACUUAACCUAAUCGAAGACUUCGUUGCUACAAAAUCUGACGAGGAGAAGCUCAUUAAGAAAGAUAUAGAUCGUUUCAAGGCCUCACGUUUGGGUAAAGGUGAUCCAGAGAAGAAGUUACAAGGACGGAGCGAAGAAAUCAAGAUAAUUAAUAAAAAACUGGAAUCGAAAGACACCGGAGUACUAAACUUGUUUGGAUCGUCUGGUGUAGGAAAGACAAAGCUUGCCAUUGAAGUUUGCUCACAGUGGCGAGGGAGUUAUCGUGUUUUUGAUUUACGAGAAGCAAAGGAUAUGAAAGCGAUCUAUUACAACAUGCUGCAUUCUCUCGAACUAGUAGUGCCAGUUGGUCGUGUUGAUCAAAAUUAUGUUGUUACCAAAAUUCUAGAGAAGGUUGAAGAGUUUAUAGGUAAGGAACAUGCCGUUCUGUUUCUGCUGGACAAUGUAGACCUCUUUACCGCAGGAAAAGGUAAAGAAGGGAAAAACUUGAAAACAGCUUUCAUGGAAUUUUUGGCAAAGCUCUCAGAAAGCAAAGGAGAACGAUCUCCUUUAAAGCUGCUUCUUACCUCUAGGACUGAGUUAAGAGGUCCCAAAAGGAUGGAUGAUUUUGAAGUGGGUUCGCUAGAGAGGAAUUCUUCAGAGAGACUAAUUUUUCCUAAGGGAAUGACUGAUGUUAAACCAGAGCUGAAGGAUAAUUUAAUGAGCAUUGCAAAAGGAUUCCCUCUAUUUCUAAAAGGACUAGGAGGUAUUAUGCGACAAGAACGAAAAUCUCCAGAAGAACUUAUUGCAGAAGUUGUGCAUGCUCUGAAAAAAAUGAAAGUGGAGGAGGAUGCAAGUGGAAAGCUUGCUAGUUUUGAUGAAGAAGGAGUGGAUGUCAAUCAGAUGUCUGCAGUCAGUUUAAUGUUUGAGACACUUUCCACAGAAAGGUUAAAGUUAUCUGCAGUAGUGGUUUCCUUGUUUCACGGGCCUUUCUCCGUGGCAACAGCUGCCAAAGUUCUUGGUAUUGACCCCUCAGAGGCCAUUGUUCAGUUAGAGGGUCUUGUAGCCAGCCAAAUAAUUUCUGUUGUUGAUGAAGAAGCAAAAGAAAGGAAGUAUGACAUUCACCCUCUCUUAUGGAAGUAUGCUGACAGUAUCAAGAAUCAUGAAGAUUUUCUUGCUCCUUACAUGGAGGCAAAAGCACGCUUUUAUGAACUUUUUAUGUCCAGGAUGGAGAAAAUUGCCAAACUGAUUGAGCCACAAUGUGUCAGAGCAUUCGAUUUGUUUGAGAAAGACAGAGGAAACUAUGAGUUUACUGUUGAGAUCUCCUUACAACCAGAGUAUUUCAUUGUUCCAGGUGAAUUCCAUGAGAUUGCUUUGAUUGCAUCUCUUUUCACUGCAAUGCUAACUGAUAAUAAAAUCAUCAUUCAGGUGUUUCAUUCUUGGGCUGAGAUGUGUGAAGACGAUGGAAAAACAGGUGAGGGGCGGUGAAACUUUUCAUGUUAUAUUGAAAUUUUUCAAAUCUCAUAUUUAGCUUUACUUUAUUGUCUGGGGAGACAUUGAAGAUGUUUCUUUGAAACAGCUUACAUGUAGUUUUAACUCAUUACAAAAGUUACCUUAUUUUGUUAUAUGGGAAGAUACAGUACCGCUCACGUAUACGUUAACCGAAAAACGCGAAUUAAACGCGCCAAAAAUCGCAUGCAAUUGCGAAUCAAAAAAAAAUCGUGCGCGUCAAAAAAUCGCACGUGUGCGCACGACUUUGAGAAAUGAACCUCAUCAGUAUGUAUGAGGUAGUCCAUUUGUUUUUCUAUUGUUGGCGGUUUAUUGUCUUAAAGAAUAGUUUACAAUGUACUAGCAAUAAAAUACCACACAGCUGCCAACGACAAGCAAACUUGUUCGUUGCAAUCGCCGUUCGAACCGACCUUCCCAAAAUGCUAUUACCAAUGCGACUUCGGAAUCGGAAUGUAUGAAUGAUUUAUCAUUUUCCAACGGAAUUCAUUUAUCAGAAUAGCUAUUUCUCACUUCAUAUAUAGAAACAUCCGUCGCAACGGCUUGGGAAUUUGUUCAAAAUAAAUCUAUUCUCAGUGUAUUGUAAUUCGGUAGAAUCAGCUAAGGCGCCCGAUUGUAACAAGUUGUGGCGUUCUGAAUGCAAACCCACGCACGAAUGUUUACUUCAUAGCUUUUGUCAUCGGUGAACAUGCUGUUCUCAAAAACUGGUUAAUUCAUCUCGCCAUUUAUACAAAAACUACUAAGUGCUACUCGCUUAUUUUAAUGGUGUUGUGUUACAGUAUGAUUACCUGUCACGACUACGUCUUGCUCUGACUCGUAUGCAAAUUUUUUAUGAGGAACCGGAUUCGCUUUUUGUUUCGAUAUUUGGCGAAUCAUCGAUCAAUGUUCACCAAAUUACUCGAAAAAAUGGAACGGAAAAAUUAACGGCAGAAUACAUGUAGCACAAGUUUGUUUGAGACUCGCCGGCGCGUGCAAUGAAACUGUUUACAUUACGGUGCGUCAACACCGAAGCGGGCGCCGAUUGCAAUUAAUUAAAACAGAACACCAUUCACAUUCUUUAAAAAGUAUAUUUUCUUCCUGAUCCUCACCGAAGAUGAUCGAGGUAGGUUUGAAGUUUCGAAGAAAUCAUCACCUGCGAUGCAAACACCAAAUUGUUUACAUUCCGCUACAUAAACAUCUUAAGGAGCGCUGAUUGCAGUAAAUAAAUUUAGAAGCAUAUUAGUGAGUAUUUGUUUCGUUACUCGCUUAAUGAAACUCGUGUUUCGAUGCCUUGACUAGCUGACAUUUUCCUUCCCAGCUGAUUCAUCAACAACUCAAAUCAAGCAAAUCUACUGCUUAUGCUCGUUAUCCAAAAAAUUCGCGAAGCGACGCGACAUGCGUGAGUGUAACGUGAUAGCUUUUUUCAUUAUGUAAAUUUUCCGUUGUUUACUCGCCGCUUUUUCAAACCUAGAAGUCCUUUGUUUCAUACAACAAUGAAAUACAGAAGAAACUUCUAGCACUGAAUAACAAAGGCACAUUAAUCACACAUUUUUUUCGACCGUGCGCGCAAAAAAAAUCGUAUAUAGGCGUCUGACUACCCAGAGAGAAGUCAAGAUAAAAAAGUUUGAUCCAAGUUCUGUAUAAUAAAUUAAUUGCUUGCUUGCUUGAGCCAUACCAGUCAACAUUAGUCCCUGUCAUUUAAGUACAGAAGGAGCUAUGUUCAGUCGCUACUGUCAAUAUUGGCCAAUAUACCUCAGUAUGGCCCUUAUGCUCAGUUAGUAUGAAGUUAUUAUCUCUUUUGUAAUAUGAGGCAGUAUCUCAUGGGAAUUCCUAUCACUAUUAAACACCUUCCUAUACAUUUUUACUUUUGUUUGAACCCCAUCAUCAGCACUCCUCAGUCCAUCAUUGAAUCCCAUGUUCUUAAGUUUAAACAUAAGAUUCAGUUUAUUAUAUAACCUUGUGGCUUUCUGCCAUCUAUGGCAGUUAAUGUAAUGACACAUGACCAUUUUAACUGUUAUUGCAGUUUGGCAAUUGGAACAGUGGAGGAGGACUAUAUGCAAGUAAUUAAAAUUUGACAGAGCCACUUUCAGAUUACAUAAUGUGCACAAUCAUCCCACCAAAAUUUCAGACUUGACCUGUCUGGAACAGCCAACUAGAUUUGGUGCUAAAGCUAUGAGUCACUGAAAUUUGAGUGACUACAUUAUUUUAUACCUUGCAAAUCAAACUUAAGAAAAAAAAUCUUUAGUAAGCAGGCUGUCCAGGUUCUGAUGAGCUUUAGGCUGAUAUAUUGAAUAAGGUGGCUCUGUCAUGGCACUUGCAGAUAUUUUGUGUCUCAGUUUUUUGUUACUUAUACUUUGCUGUUGAUACAGUCAAUUGGAAUUUUUGUGUUGUGCAAGACUGGGGUAAUUUUGCCAAUAAUUCUUAAGCCAGCUUGCACUGUGCAAUCAGCCAAGCUGAAAUUAUUCACCAAUUUACUCCCUGAAGUCAUAUUGCCAUCUCUUAUUUGAUUCCACAAGGGAACUGGGGAGAAGCUACUUAGGAGAGACUCUGAGGAUAAGACAGAUAACAAAAAUAGUAAAAAAAGAAAGAAAGAAAGAAAGAAAAAAAAAGUGAAAUUUGUAAACCACUACUUAGGGAACUGUUAUUGAAAACAAAAAACAAUAUGUCUUCUGAUAAUAAAUUUACACUUUGUCAUUUAUAUAUACUGAGCACACUUCAUCAGCAGUGAUAUCUGUUUAUUAGUUUGAUUCUUCAUCUUUGUACAGGUUCUCUUUCCCGAGCACAGCUAAAGUCCUGGGAAGCCAGGGAAGUUUCAGAUGUUGAUGGAACAGAGAGAGGAUUUGAAACAUUGAGGGAAGCUCUGAAUUCACUGGAGAAAGUUGAGGAUCAAGGUAGCGAAUCCUUUAUGCUCACCAAGGGGCUUUACUUGCAAACUAAAGGUGAAAUCCUCUGGAGAAACAGAGACUAUAAAAAGGCACUGGCAAGUCUGGAGUUGUCCUUAACUUUCUCUGAACCACUGCUAAAGGAGGAUACUAAUCUUGCCAGGUGCUACAAUGCUAUUGGAAACAGCUUUUUUCAUCUGGACCAGCCCAGGAAAGCGCUUGAGUUCUAUGAAAAAGCCUACAAAAUGCAAGAGAAAUUAGCAUCUGAGAAUCACUUUGACAUGCCAAUGUACAAGAAUCAGAUUGGAACUGCGUAUGAAGGCCUUAAAGAUUAUGAAAAGGCGGUUCAAUGGUACAGAGAUGCACUAAGUCUUCUGGAGGACCUUAAACUUAUAGGUAAUUUGGAUGAGGCACUCUUCUCAAGAAAUCUUGCUAAUGCACUCAUGUUUCAAGAGAAAUAUAGAGAGGCAAUUGAACCUUCAGAGAGGGCUUACAACAUAAGGAUGAAGCUUCUUGGAAAUCACCCACAGACUGUGCGCAGCAUUUUUCAACGAGGGAUCCUUCAGGCCAAUCUUAAACAUCGAAAAAAAGCUUUGAAGCUGUUUCUUGAAGCAUGGAAGAUGGAAAAGUCACUUGGUGUAGGAAACCAUAGUGAAGUGUGGCGAAAGAUUAUCAAACGUGUGGAAAAUAUGUGUGAUCUGACAUUGAAUAUUCUACGGAAGAAGUCAUUUAGGAAAGAGGCUUUCAAGUUUUGUCAACGUUUCUGGGAAGAACAGAAAGCUUCUCAACAAUUCACUUUCAAUAUGUUUAACAAAGGCAUCGUUGAUGCUCUGAAUGAUCUUGCUCAUGGCAAGAAAGACAAAGCUGUAGUGCAAAAGGAACAGUUUUGGUUCUACGAGGCGAGGUGCAAUGCUAACGAGAAAGAGUUUCAAGAGGACUUUGAUUUGGAAACUGAUAAUGAUGCUCUCUGUGUCAUGCUGAGUGACAGGGAAAAUCUCUUGGAUGACACAGUGGUGCUCUGUUCUCGACUUAAGGAACACGAGAAGGUGAGGAAAUACAAAAUGGACAAGGUGGCUUUGUACAAAAUGUUUCUGGUGAGAGUGGGUUUCCUAGGAAACAAAGAGGAUGGGUCGGACAAAGCGUCAUUGAAGAUGAAGGUAGAAGAACUUUACAAAGAGACAGGACAAAAAGGAAUGAUCGUGAAAUUUCAAGAGACAUUGUUGGAUUCGUGGCAAACGCAAUGGGAAGAAGGAAAAAGUAACGAAAAAACAGAGAAGAUCGGCUUGAAGAGGGAGAGAACAAUCGAGGGAAUUCUGAAUCUGUGCCUGGAACUAAAAAAAGUAAACAUGUACAGACGGUAUGGACAAGAAGCAUUGAGCUUUUAUGAGGAAAUAUGGGAGAUAAAACAUGCUGAGAUGAAGGACCGUGAAAUGAAGAAGUUUCUUCUUAAACUCAAAGAGUUGGCAUCGUCCAUUGAAGAUUACACUAGCGAGAAGUUUUACAAAAUUGCAUUGCAGGUAAGAUCACGCUUAUUUAUCAACAAAAGUAAACAUCGACCUUGUCUGUUGUGCAAGCAGUUUUUGUAUCAGCUGUUUUCUCUUCACUUUGCCCACAUGACUGAACUCUUUUACUUCCAAGAUCUAAUUAGUGAUUCUCCUUACUGUCUACCAAACAAUUCUUAUAAUGUUAUUUUGGAUAAUUUGGUUUUGGAUCAACUUGUAAUAUCCUUAUGGAUAUUUUUCUUUAUUCUCACAACUUUUCUGCUUGUUAUUGCAUUGGUAUUGUAAGGAGAACUUCUGUCUUGGUCACUCUUGGGAGGAAAAGGGCUAAUCCCAUCAUUUAAUGUAUGUUUUUGUUCUGUUUUGCUCUGUUUUCUGUUCUGAUUUGAUGUAGUUACCACUGGCGAUAAAUCCUCAUUGCUGGACACUGAUAUUGCAAGCAGAUGAGCUUGUACAUUUAUCAGGAUAUAUUAGUAAACAUGAACUUUUUUGAUUCAUGAUCUAUCGCGGCAAACAGGUCCAGGAAUUCUCAUUAAAAUUUCAGAUACUUGUAGUUUCUAAGCUUCUGUCUUCAACUGUUGUGUUUUGUUUCCAGGCGCUGAAUGAAACCGGGAAACAUCCAGGAGCCAAAUUAAGGCCAAGAGGUACUACAAUUAUAGAGAAUUUUGAAUUUUUGUGAACUCGAACAUCUGAAAGAGAAAUAUUAUGACGGUUCAUGCUGUCAAAGAUCCAGACUUCCUUCUUGCCUGGUUUUUAGUUUCCAUGGCUUUACCUAUAGCAUGUUGCCUUCUCCUGACCUUUCUAUCUUCUCCUAUAGCUGCACAUACUUCUCCUACACCGAAGGAAGAGGAGAAGGUUAGUGAAGAAGAUGAAUUGGAGAUCGAAAUUGGUUCAGAAGAAGAGAGUGAGGUUGGAGCUGAGGAGCAAGGAGACACAGAUGAAGAUGUUCAAACUGAGGACAGAACCAUCAUCUUCAAGUAAGUAACAAAAUUUCGUUUUUCAAUAUCUUAUCUUCGAAUAAUUACACAGAUGAUCGUGGAGACGUGCUCUUUGGUUGGUCGAGAAUUCUACGUAUUUUUAUCUAUAAUGAACCCGCUAGUAAUUAUUACAAUAGCGAAGAGCUGAAUUGAAAAUAGCCGCUGUCUAUCUUUUUACUAUGUUUCUGGGGAAGAAAACAAACAAAAAAAAAACAAUUCAGUUCCUCUGAUACUUUCUCUAGGAACUUGACUUUAAGAAUCAUAUUCCUUGUCUUCACGAGUAGUCUAAGUAGUCAAGUAGUCGUCCGAAACUUAACAACAAGACAGGCUCGUGUAUGUUUUUAUUUAUUUUGUUCGCAACCGCAAAAUGUCAUGCAUCUCACUUUUCUCACUGCCUAUCACGGAAUAAAUAGCGAGUAGCGUAGCCAAUCAGAUUUCAGUAUUUGUGAUAGAACAAAUGUAGAUUCAUGUUAAUGUCGAAGAAUUCGACAUUUUCCCGUCACCCUUCGCGAAGAACUGUUUAACGAUUGAUCGUCAGUUCAGUUUUGAUUACUUGACGUCAUUUUUGAUUCUCCCACUGCAUGAUGAAAAGAAUUUUUUUAACGGAAGUCUCAUCAUCUAUUCUAUCAAGAUGAUGUUGAUCAAACUCAGUCACAAGAUUACUAUAAAUUACUUAUUUAUUAUCUUGAAUCUCACAGAGACACUGUAACAGUACAAGGUGGCCACUGGGACGCGAGGAAGGCAGCAACUCACUUGGUAUUUCCACCUGGUUUUGUUGCUGAAGACACUGCGCUGACUCUUUUCAGAUGGAAACCCUCCCUGUGUUCACCUCCUCUUCAGCCAAAUGAAGCCGUAGUUAGUAAUGUUCUUGAACUAUCGGCAGAAGGCGCUGAAGGUCUUCAGUUCAAAAAAGAAGUCACUGUGGGAAUUUCGCACAGCGGACCGGACCUUAGAGGAUAUGAAGUGGUGAUAAAGAACUUGACAGACGCAGAAAGAAAUGAAUGGGAAGAGGCUGAAGAAACAGUCGACUUUCGAUCUGUAUCAGGUAGAGGCUGGCUUUUAUCGUCAAUUUAUUACACAUUAGGUCUUAUUUGAAAAUGUCUGCUUAUUGAUUUCUUAACUGGUCUUUUCCAAGGAUUUAUCGUUCAUGUUUUGAUGCUUCUGCAUUGUCGAAAACCCUCUUCACUCAAACAGUAUAAAAAUUGGCUCUUUCAAAAUGGUCCGUAUGGCGUUGAAAUGAACAACAACAUUAAACCAAGGUUUUUCCUUAUGUUUGUUUGGUUUUUUUUUGUUUCGUGUUGUUUUGUUUAGUUUUUAUUUUAAUUGAAUUUGAUAUGGCACGAUCCACUUAACAGAUAACUUGCGUAACAAACAUUUCUGAGUUUGAUGACUUAUCAUUCUAACAUUACUUACACAGUACAAAGCUUCCAACAAUAACACCAUAACAUACAUACUAGAGAAGAAUGUCGACCCACCAAGUCACAAAUGAAAAUAAACGAGCCGAAAGCGAGGAAGUUUCAACGCGUUAUCAAGUGCAGUGACCCUCAUUUAAACUGGUAACUUUUUCUAAAUUUUCAUCCUCGGCUUAUUUUCAGAUCUGCAGAUGGCUUAUCGCGAUGAUUUUCCUGAUUAUUGCCUUCCUGUUGCUGAGACUAAAAUCACCCAGUGUUCCAAAUUUGCAGUGGUUUGCCGUCUCAAGGCCCACAAGUUCACCAUAACCUCGCAACCGUCCACCCUUUCGUUACCAGGCUUCCCAUUGGUCAAAGUGCACUUUCCCUCAAACGCAGUCUCCGCCCCAGAAGAAUUGCACGUGACUGUCACAGUAAGUGUCUGAUUGCGUCAAACAAUUACGGCUAGUUACAUGGUUCUUUGAGUCAAGCAAAAAAAUUUUUGUUAGUUCGUUUUCUUUUUCCAGUUAUUAAAUUAGUUAAGCCCAAAAUUGUUCUUUUUGUCGCUAUAUAUAAACAAUAGCCUCCAUUUGGCGCGAAAACAUGCACGGAUAUUUGUCCGCGGACAUUAUCUGUUCCGAGAUGCGACCAAGAGCGAAGCUCGAGGAAAACUGUGAGGAAAACUGUGAGCUUAGAGCUUCUCUUACCACUCAACGCAUGGCAACGUGAAGUCUUAAAUAAAUGAAUAUUUCAUAUAAUUAAUAUUAGUUCUGAAGAGGGGCUAACGCUCGAAAAGUCAGCUUAAGAUCUCUUUAUAGUGGGCAAUUUACAUCAGCAACUCAGUUGAUAAAAACAAAUUAUCUGUUUUAGAAUUGGAUUUUACGCUGGCCACAAUUUAUUGUUGGCUCGCUGUCUCGUCCAACUGACUGAAUUUUGUUUCUCCAUUGCUUGUAGAUCCAAGAAUUUCGCAGCAGAGAGUUAAGAAAUAAGGAGAUGUUGGCUGGCCCGAUACUCAGUAUUCUGUGCAGUAGGGAGGUGGAGUUCCAGGAACCAGUCACUGUACAGCUGCCGUUAUCCUUAAGAGACACGGAUCAGGCUGCUGAGUUAUUGGGUAUUCCUGAUCUGUCAUUAGUCCGUGCCCGAGUCUUGUUGCAACCAUCUGAUGGAACAGAACGAGAAUGGAACGAAAUUACAGAUGUUCUUGAUUCCCCCCCUCGGCUGGAGGGGACUGUCAUCAAAUUCAGCGUGAAGCACUUCUCGAGGUAUGCCAAAGUAACCAUCUGCUUUCAAAUUGUUAGAUGUUUUAUGAGCGCUUUGCGUCUCUAUUGGAGCAAUAUUUGAAAAACCUCAACUCGGAACAAAAAGAACUGAAAGCAAAAUAAAACGUAGGGAAUCAAGGAAGAUCGGGUUGAAAUUAGCACGACAAUAUCAGGGAACUUACAGCUGAUGUUUAUUUAGAGCGUGAAUUAUUUUCUUGCGAUUCAUCCCAAUCUUAUUCGAUUUACUUGUAAGUAGAUUAAAGGCAUCUCUCGAAUCAAUAUCAGAUUUUAAACAUCAUCUUACUUAUGUAAAUUCGCCUCACUCGUCAAUCAGGGGUCGAAAUUUUGUUCGCACCGUCUACAAAUGAUUCACAUCUUGCGCUUUGUAAAACCACGAGCUCUGCUUUUGCUUCUAUUGUAUUUUGCUUGAUUUUGUUAUUGGUAAUAUUAUUAUUAUUAUUACUAUUAUCAUUAUCAGUAUCGUUAUAUAUUUUUUGAAAGGCAAGGGGAUUAUUUUAUGUUUUAAGCUCAAGUUAGUUGCAGGAGGGAGGUAAUGCUGGUGUUGCUUUUGUUUGGUUGCAGACUUUGGGGCUGGAUAGAUUGGUGCGUUAAACCAGUCUUGUCUCAAAUGGUCGAAUUAGCACGUAGCUUUAACACACAAAACGUGCCCCAAGUGGCAGUUUUUACAGCUUGUCUUCCAGCAAAUACCAGCUUAGGUUCUACAAAAAUGCUGCGUGUGAUUUGCAGUUCAAGUAACGCGACACGGAAGCACAUUAAAGAUGAGGAGGAAUUCUUGUUGGAAGAAGAAAAUGCAUGGGAUUACAUGGCACCUCACGACGUGGCUUAUGUGUUUUUUUCAGGGAGCGUGGUUCAGCCGGCCGAGGUCGCGGAUUUAGAAGACUUUUUUGUCAGGUAACACUUCAGUAGGCAGUUGUCGAUACCUGGAACAUCAAGUUUGAUCUGAAAUAACAAAAUAUUGAUUAACAAAAAAUGUGAAAUUUUUGUGACCAUGGUGGUGAGUGAGUCACCUUCUCUAGAGGUAAUUUGAACUUAGUCGGUACUCGCAAAUUCAUCUGGUCGAGUGGCUGUUUGUCCAUCAGAUGUUAGAGAUUUAAGAUGCAUUUACAAUGCUAGUCGAGGACCACAUGAAAAAAUAUUUUCAGACCAAGUCUUAGAAUGAUUGCAAAGUGUUUGGAUAUUUUUGCGUGAAGUUCUAAAAAGUGUUUGUACUUUCGGAGAAGUUUCAUUAAUUAAAUGUGGUUGAUCAUUACUUUUUUCUUAUAAUAAUAUGCAUGAACAAAUUAAGCGCUCAUGAUUGGCUGAAAACGAGUGCAUUCUCAUGUAACACGAAUGAAGAUUGCAAAUAGCGCGAAUGUUUGAAACUAGAACCGCUACUAUAGUUGAAGUACACAAUAGCGAGCACGAAUGUAACACUUGGAAAGUAAAUCUAUGUGGACACAAAAUUACAGUUAUGUUACAUCUGAACAUCCAGCUGUGGUUGCAAGCGGCCAAUGUACUAUGCCUCCUUGUGAAUCUGAAAUUUAUUUUAGUGAUACUAUCAUUAUGACGAAGUUGCGCGGAGAAGUGUUAGUUACUUGUAAGAACUUGAUAAUCAAAUGAUUUUUCGCAGCUGCGAUUUGGCAGAGCAAUAUCAAUGCCCGAAUCAUGACGGUCAUGUAACGAAGGUACCGCCUUAGCUAUUGCUCAGCUUUUAGCCGAUAUUUUUCGAUCACAGCUUCAAAUGGCCCAACAUUUCAUGGCCCACUUCCUUUAGGAGACGAUUAUCCCUAAUCUUCCUUAUACGUCAAGACUUUUUCCUCCAUGCCUUGCAGAUUUGAAAAAGACGAUUCCUUUAAGAGGAGUUUGAGGGUACGGGUUGUCGACAAAGGAUGGCUGAAAAUUGAGUUCUACAACAGCAGAGAAAAGAAGCCAGAAAAUAAACUGUGCAAACUAGAAAUGGACCUUCCCCCUCGAAAAAGAGACAUUGAGGUAAGGGUAUUAUCAGAUAAAAAGCAAUACUGCAAAGACGUGGUUUUGACUUCUGUCUCGAAGCAAAAUAAACUGGACUAAACCAAACGCCGUUUUACUGACUUUGUCCUGAUGGGCGGGCAGGCUGGGAGCAUAGAACAUCGUUGAAAGCCAACAGCAAUCGUCUGCACAUAUCCAGGCUCUUGCCGGAAAAUAUAUAAUGCAUGGCAACCAAAGUCCAUUGAAAAUGAUCGUGAAUGACUCGAAAAAGUGUUUACGACCCUAGUAAGGAACUGGAAUCUGUCAGCUUGUCAGCAUUUAUCACGAGGGGAAGGGAGGGGUCACAUCAUUUUCAGGGGUAACGGAGGGGAGAUCAGUCGUCUCCAACAGAGCACAAAGGGGCACUAUAUAAAGAAAAGUGUAUUUAGGUUAACUGCCAAUCACGGGGGAAGGGUGGGGUCAUAUGAAUAUUACAGAGCCUCAUGGGGAACCAGGUAAAUUUUGUGUUGUGAAACUGCCAAAAGCGCCUGUAUACCCCCUCCUCCCCCUCCCCUCCCCCUCCCCGUGAUAAAUCGUGCCUAGUCCAUUGAAAAGUACAUGUGUAUUUGGAGUAGAAAAGUUAUUUCCUUCACGCACUGUUGGCGUUUCCCUGCCAGAUAAGGGCGUUCUACUGGAUAAUUAAACCCAAUUUUUCUCGCAGAAGACUCCCGUGGAGUUUUUUGGAGUUCCUUUGGAUGACAACAGCAUCCUUCACGAUGCUCCGUUUUCGGAAAUCCUAGCAGAAUGUCGAGGAGUGUUAGAAGAAAUGAACAAGGGGAGUACAUGGCGAAGUCAUGUUGAUAGGAACGUCGACGGACAAAAUCGAUGUAGUUUUUACAAAGCCCUGGCGAGCCUACCACCAGAUGACCAACAAAAAUGCUUUGAAAAGAUUGUUGAGUGUUUGCAGAGGAGUGAGAGAACCAAACACAUCGGAGAUCACCUCUUAAAAGGUAGAUUCAGUUUUGUGAGGUGCUUACCACCUCACGUUUCUCAUAACAACAUCAGUUCGCUCUUUCCGUUCCUUCCAACAUGUUACACUCUUGCAAUUUUCAGUUACUUAGCAGAAACACCAAAUGGCUAGAAGAAUCCCGAAGAAGGCUUUUAUCCGAAAAAGGGAAAACAUUUUCUAAUUACUUCGGCCUCCUACUGGGGAUGGGUACUUUUGAUUUACAAUAAGAUCAUACGACGUAAAGUUAAAAGUUUUUGUUUGUUGCGAAAUUUCAAAGUACUGACUUCACAGUGAGACUAGUUCAUGCAACAUUAUUUUGGAAGAGCAUGUGUUGUUUUUGAACGAAAAUGUGUGAUCUUUUAGCCGAGGUUUGACUUAAACUGUCAACCGGCCCUGGAAAUUGGUCAUUAUCCCUGAAUAUAAUGGACAGAGUUCCAGGUGAGAUCUUGUCGAUGCAAAGAAAAACAUCAGCAAUACAUAAUAAAUAAUUUCACGGUGACAAAGACGCUGCCUUAAUCUCGAGUGAUCUAGCAAAACGACACGAUCAGCGUACGACGUAAGGUUACCAGACAUUAUUAACAGAGUAAAAGGGGGACCCUAGAAAACUGACUGACAAUUACCUUCCAAUGACGGAAGAUCAUAAAAAUAUUGGAGAGCAUUAGAAGGUAUCAGGUGAAUUGUGUUGUGAGACUCGACUAAUUUAUACUUUUUUUUUUUCAGCUAAAGCUUUGAUUAAGAAACCGCCCACUGAAGGUGUGCUUGAUGUGAUAGCUGAGAAAUUGAGGACAGGUUCAUUGUGGAAGAAACUUGCUAGUAAAUUGAAGAUUAAGCGAUGCGUUAUUGCCAAUAUUCAAGAGGAAGAGGAGGAUGGGCAAGAGCGCUGCAGGGCAGCACUAGAAACCUGGCGUCAGAACAAAGGAUCUAGUGCGACAAGUAGAGAGUUAAUGUUGUGCUUAACGAACAUGGGAUAUGGUAAUGUGAACUGGCAUAUAAUGAUCGAACUCAACCUUGUUACCAGAGAUAAUAUACCACCGGAAGAGAGGGAAUGAUCGGUGUUCAAAAAAAAAAAAACACGAUGUUGGUAAAGACCUGGUUAAAUAUGAGUGCUCUUUUCCUACAUCACUGUGCGAAAGAAUUUGCCCCAUGAAGGCGUUGUAUCAUUACUGAAUUAGGGUUUUUUCGCAUGAAGGCCGGGAAACACUUUUAACAAGUUCCUUCCUUGCUAAGGGUAACUGGAGGAAUUAUAAUUGUCUUUUUAUCUUCCACAGAACUGUUUGUCUGCAACAAGUCGCACUAGUUUAGCAUGAUUUAAAUAAUACAAUAAUCGUAGCCAUAAAAUGAGUUGCCCGAGUCAUUGCCUCUUUUCUAGUGGGCUUCAAGUAAAUAGACAUAGCUAAAAUACUCUACAAUUUCCUGUUCGAUAAGAAUGUACAUAUUAGGAACUUUUAACUUAGUAUCCUUACAUUCGAUGCAACGUUUUACGUACCUCUUACUAGCCUCGUUUUCUCGGUCCGUACUGUAUUUUUGCGUUCGGUUUUAAAUACGGAAAAAUGAGUUUUAAACCCGUUCAAACAGUCAUGAUAGUUUAUGAUAGUUUUUAACUAUCACGCGCCUAUAAACAAGAACUUUCAUGCUUUAUCAUUGACUAUCAUCAACUAUCAUGACCGUUUGAACAGAGCUUUAGGCUUUUGAACUACACAUCUUAAUCAAUGUAUUGUGUAGAGUGUUCAAAGGAAAAAUAUCUUAUGAAAGAAAACUCAGAAUGAAGGUUAUUGAAUAUAGGCAUAGUUUUUAUCUAAUAGAAAGUUAAGAUAAAUUUUUAUGUUUAGGAAUUGUGCUUCACGAUACAAGCUGUUCGUUUAUACUCACAACGAACAUAUACAAAUAUACAAAUAAUUUUUUCUUCUAGAAAGUUUAUAUAAUUAUUUAUACUUAGGACUUUUGCUUCAAGAUGCAUGCAAACUGUGCGUUUAUUUUACUAGAGUGCACCGAGG
Pocillopora meandrina is the source of this 14617-nucleotide messenger RNA. The record is from the annotation of a GenBank genome assembly. NCBI's taxonomy places the organism in Eukaryota, Metazoa, Cnidaria, Anthozoa, Scleractinia, Pocilloporidae.